UGUGCGAUCGUGUAAGUGAAUGGAGAAAAAUGUCGAUAAAUUUGUUCAAGUGAAUCAAAAUGUUAGACUGUUUUUCUAGUAAUGAUAUAUAAUCCUUGUUAUUUGGCCGUGCACAUUAAUAAGGAUGUUACACAAUACGACACCAUACACACCCCGUGAUAAAUGUGUUUUACGCUCGUAAUUCGUGAACGUUGUAUGCAAUUUGCAGAAAUAUUUGGAAUUAAGGAAAUGAGUUAAAUUAGAGUAAAGCGAAAAUUAACGUAAUUGUAAAAAGAAUGAUAAUUUGUAAUAUCUUGCAACAAAAGUAAUCUAGUGAUUUUAUAAUGCACAAUCCACUGGCGCUUAUAUUAUGGAACCAUCGGAACUAAACAGUUCUUUAUUGUGAAUUCACCUUUAUUUUAACAACAUAUUUUGAACGGAUAUUACAAGAAAGAUGAAGCUCAUCAAUUUUAUACGGAUCUUGUUUCUCUUUGAAACUUGUUUGUUUAUUAAUGCAAUUGACAAAUCUGUUGCUAAUAAUACCUUACCUGUGAUAGUGAUCACCUGGGAUUAUAUAUCUGCAGCAGGAAAAGCAUGGGACGUGAUAUAUAAUCAGAAGAGAAGUGCUCUAGAUGCAAUAGAGGAAGGAUGCACUCUGUGUGAAGCAGAACAAUGUAGAAAGACUGUAGGAUUUGGUGGUAGUCCAGAUGAAAAUGGAGAAACUACACUGGAUGCUAUGAUUAUGGAUGGAGUGACAAUGGAUGUAGGUGCAGUAGCAUCAUUGCGGACUGUAAAGAGAGCUAUUUCGGUGGCUCGCAAGGUACUGCAUCACACAAAACAUACCUUAUUGGGCGGAGAGUUAGCUGCAGAGUUCGCUAUUGAGAUGGGAUUCAAAAGAGAAUCUUUAUCGACAAAUGAAUCCUACCGAAUGUGGAAUGAUUGGAAAGCAAACAAAUGUCAACCCAAUUUCUGGAAGAAUGUUGAGCCGGAUCCAACGAUCAGCUGCGGGCCAUAUAAGUCGAAAAAUAUACAAAAGAAUAAUAUUAGAUACGAAGAAUACACUUUGGAAGGAAGCGAGGAAAAUCACGAUACAAUUGGUAUGCUCGCGAUAGACUCUCAGGGACGUACGGCGGCCGGUACCUCUACAAAUGGCGCCAACCAUAAGAUACGUGGUCGAAUUGGAGAUUCGCCUAUUCCGGGAGCUGGGGCAUACGCCGAUCAAGAAGUUGGUGCGGCAGCUGGUACCGGUGACGGAGAUAUUAUGAUGCGAUUUCUACCGAGCUUUCUAGUGGUAGAGGAGAUGCGUCGAGGAGCAACGCCGGAUGCAGCUGCCAGAAAGGCGAUUAACAGGAUCAUUCGACAUUAUCCCACCUUUUUCGGUGCGGUAAUCGCCUUGAACAAUAGGGGAGAAUUCGGAGCUGCGUGUAACGGAAUGAGUAAAUUUCCAUUUUAUGUCGCGAACCCUACUUUGGGAACAAAGUUAUUUUCAAUUAAUUGCAGUAAUGUACACUGCUACAAGACAGACUCUAAUUGCUGAUUAUUAUUCCAUUUAUUCGAAUUUCAAAAAAUGAUAUAGAAUAAUAUAUAAAAUAUCUACCCUAUAAAAAUAUAAGGUAAGCAUUCCUAAUAAUAUUAAUAUAAAAAGAAGAGAUAGUACUAUGUUAAAUGUACAAUUGAUUACAAAUGCAAAGCAUUGUUACAAAUAGCAGACAUAAAUGAAAUGCAAAUAUGAGAGUGGUAUCAAUACACUAUACAUAA
Molecule: messenger RNA, 1737 nt
Organism: Camponotus floridanus (Florida carpenter ant)
Lineage: Eukaryota; Metazoa; Arthropoda; Insecta; Hymenoptera; Formicidae
Product: N(4)-(Beta-N-acetylglucosaminyl)-L-asparaginase-like
Exons: 6
Coding region: 434-1516 (360 amino acids)
Biological process (GO): protein deglycosylation
Cellular component (GO): lysosome
Molecular function (GO): N4-(beta-N-acetylglucosaminyl)-L-asparaginase activity
Source: RefSeq, a predicted model, not a curated record